Messenger RNA from Drosophila ficusphila, 4198 nucleotides. RefSeq names its product guanine nucleotide-binding protein subunit beta-1 (gene Gbeta13F). The transcript is spliced from 3 exons. Gene Ontology annotation, cellular component: heterotrimeric G-protein complex; cytoplasm. Gene Ontology annotation, biological process: G protein-coupled receptor signaling pathway. The record is from RefSeq and is a predicted model, not a curated record. NCBI's taxonomy places the organism in Eukaryota, Metazoa, Arthropoda, Insecta, Diptera, Drosophilidae. Bases 588 to 1610 code for a protein of 340 amino acids. Gene Ontology annotation, molecular function: signaling receptor complex adaptor activity; protein binding.
UAAUUUGUUUCUAGGUGUUGGCUGCCAAUUGUAGAGUGCAAAUGAAAAGUUACAGAUUGGUGGCUUCGUUAACAAAAUUUUCAGUUAUUUGUGUAGUUGAUGACGGGAAUUUGUUUUGCGUAUAAAAGUUAACUUUUGCGUGGAUCUAAAAUACACCAACCGCACAUACAAAACCACUGCAGAAUUAUUAUAUUAACCGAAACCAAAAAAAAAAAUAAAAUAAAAUCGAAAUAAUUCAAUUGGCAGAGCAGAAGGACGACAAACGUCAGAUAAAAUAAAUGCACAACCAAGAAUAGAAUGCGUGAAGAAUAAUAUUCAACAAAAAACAACUAAAACCCAACUCUUGCAGAACAAAAUUCAUGGUUGAUUUAUCAAUAAAAAAAUAAUCAUCGUAUGCUAGCGUGAUCAUAGAAAGCCCUAUAUUUGACUAAGCUACUGGCCAGCUUAAAAAACUUCGCCACUUUUGCACCCAAAAAAAGCGAGUGGAAAAGCUUAGGAUCCAGAAAGCCGGCUGAAAAAAAAAAUAAACCAAACCGAACCGAAGAGAGAGGAUCCCCAGAUAAAGACACGUUUACAAACGAUAUAAGAUGAAUGAACUAGACAGUCUCAGGCAGGAAGCCGAAUCCCUAAAGAAUGCCAUUCGAGAUGCCCGGAAGGCAGCCUGCGACACAUCCUUGUUGCAAGCCGCCUCCUCGCUGGAACCAAUUGGCCGCAUACAGAUGCGAACACGGCGUACAUUACGCGGCCAUUUGGCGAAAAUCUACGCCAUGCACUGGGGCAAUGAUUCCAGGAAUCUCGUGUCAGCUUCACAGGACGGCAAGCUUAUCGUUUGGGACUCGCAUACCACGAACAAAGUCCACGCCAUUCCACUGCGAUCCUCGUGGGUUAUGACCUGUGCGUACGCUCCAUCUGGCAGCUAUGUGGCCUGCGGCGGCCUCGACAACAUGUGUUCAAUUUACAACCUAAAGACGCGAGAGGGUAAUGUCCGUGUGUCCCGCGAGCUGCCGGGCCAUGGUGGCUAUCUAUCCUGCUGCCGCUUCCUGGACGACAAUCAGAUAGUUACCAGCUCCGGCGAUAUGUCGUGCGGCUUGUGGGACAUCGAGACCGGACUGCAGGUUACCUCGUUUCUGGGACAUACCGGCGACGUGAUGGCACUAUCGCUGGCGCCCCAAUGCAAAACGUUCGUAUCCGGCGCCUGCGAUGCGUCCGCCAAGCUAUGGGACAUCCGGGAAGGCGUCUGUAAACAAACCUUCCCCGGCCACGAGUCCGAUAUCAAUGCGGUGACAUUUUUCCCCAACGGCCAGGCGUUCGCCACCGGUUCGGACGAUGCUACCUGCCGACUGUUCGACAUUCGCGCCGAUCAGGAGCUGGCCAUGUACUCGCACGACAACAUCAUUUGCGGCAUCACCUCGGUGGCGUUCUCGAAGAGCGGACGUCUGUUAUUAGCGGGCUACGACGACUUCAACUGCAACGUGUGGGACACGAUGAAGGCGGAACGGUCGGGCAUACUCGCCGGUCACGACAACCGUGUAUCCUGUUUGGGCGUUACCGAAAACGGUAUGGCGGUGGCAACAGGAUCGUGGGACUCCUUCUUGCGCGUAUGGAACUAAAGAAAAAAACAAAACCCAAAACCAAAAAAAAAAAAAGAGAACAAAACAAAAAAACAGUAAACAGAAAACAGAACUUCAAAAAUGCAUUAAAGGGUGGGGUGGGGUGUCAGGUCAACGGUUGCGCAGUCUGCGGAUAGUGUUUCACCCAUCAUCUACAUUGUGAUCUAAUGUACAUGAUGAUUCGGUGUUACCUCUGUGGUUAAUAUUAAAUGAGUGCCGGACGUUUUGAAUAUGUGGGCGCAGCUAGUUGACUAGAACGUAGACCACAACAACAAAGAACUUUAUAUACAACAUUAUUUAUAUUGCUAUAUACUUAUUAACUAAAAUUAUACAAAAAGAAAAAAAAGAACCGCAGACAUACGCAGCAACAUACAAAUAGACAUACACACGCAUACAAGAAUAUUAUUAGUGUAAAUGGAAAAUUGAAACAAACAAAUGAAAAAAAGAAAAAAACGAAGAAAAACAAAAAACAGAGGAGUAAUGAGAAGAAAAGAUAACGAUGGGCCCCGCUGAUAGUCAGUUGUUUAGUCAGAAUUCCGGUUACAGCUACAGUUUAAAACGUACGUAAAUUAAACUUAGUUCAAAUCGUAUUUCAGUGGUGAGUGCAACUGAUGGAACUCCCAGGAGUGCGCCAACACCGUAUUGCGUCAGUCGUUUGCACUUUGUAAAAGAAAAAGAAGGUAUCAUUGUAAUCAUGUAUGUCAACAAGUAAAUACAUAUUCUUUUGCGUAUAAUACAUAAACUUCAGAAUGUGGAUCCUGAUGAAUGGGAAGUCAAAUAAAGUUAAAGCAUUUAAAAAUAAAAAAAAGAUCACGGCAAACCUAAAAGUAAAACAAAACAACAAAAAAAUUGCGUAAUAAACUUUAUAAAUCAAGUAAUGAAAAAAAAAGUAAACAAAAACACUAUAACAAAUUUUUGUCUUAUUAUGUUUAAGUCCCUAAUUUAUAUACAAACAAAAAUAAGAAUGAUUUAAAUAACAUAUAUGUAAACUAUGCAUUAGUGAAAAAGUGGAAAACUAUUUAUAUAUAAUAUGAUGGCCAUAUAAGCUAUAACAAUAAAUUGAAAAACACCUUUAAAUCUUAUAAUACAUUUAUAAAUGUUUAACAAAAUCUUAACAAAUACAUUCAUAGAAUUGCGGCAGUAAGGGCAUUAAAAGCAUCAUGGAAAUAAUUUGAGCAUUCAUCCUCACACUCUAAUUGACACAGUUGAAUUUUGUUCAUUUGUUCUCCUAAAUUCCUAUGAGGUUUUACAUAUAUAUGGCUUACAUGAGGUUUGAAAUGCAAAAACGAUUGUAGAAUGCAAACAAAAACUAAAGCUUAUAUUGUGAAAAUACUGAUAUUGUCUUGCUGUCUUACGAAUAUACUGAAUCAUCAAGUUCUUAUCUACAAUUUUUUUAAAAAAAUUAAUUUUAAGCGGUAAUAGGAAAUUCGCGGAAGCCAAUUCCAGCAUUCUGAAAUCCUACUAGUACCAUAUUUCAUUAAAAAUUGUAAUAAACUUGCCAGUUUAUUGACCUUCUUGAAGUAUUUUUUUAACAAUAAAAUGUUGGUCCGAUAGGUAAAUUGUGAUUUAAAGUGAAUAGUUUUUCAAGCAACGAGGAAUCCUAAACCACACCCAAUCAAAAAUCUUAAUCAACAUUUAAAAUGGACAAAAUUGUGUAUUUUUACCAACUUUUGAUGCUUGAUAAUAUUGAACCGAAUAUAUUCCUAUGUAUAUGUGUAACUAUUGGUAAGCUUACAACAGCUGCAGUUAUUUGAGCUCUGCUUUUUCACCAAAGAUGGACUUACUUAUUUUUAGUACAUUCUGGACAUUCUGGACGGCCAUUUUAAAACUAAUGCUGUUUCAAAACUAUGAAUAAAUUAUGAGAAGAGAACUUUGUAACAUUUAAAUAAUAAAAUAAAACCAAAAAUAUGAUAAUCUUAUUGUUUAAAUUGAACAAGGAAUAAUUAAAGUUGAUCGAUUUUGCAAAACUAAACAAAAUGCAUGAUUAUGCGUAGUCAAAUCGAUAAAGUAAGUCCAUCUAAGGUUAAUAAUAAUUACAAGCGCACUUUACGAAUUGUCAGGAAUUUUUUACUCCAGCAGUAAGUUUAAUUAAAAUAUUUUUCUAUCCCAGCCUAAAAGGAACAAAGUAACGUGUUUUCUCUUUUUAGUUGUUAUCUGUUUUUUGUUUUAGAGUACUUUGUUAUGAGUAAUCACAUCCUCAAGUAUGUUAAUAUCAGAACCCUUCUCAAUGUAUGUGUGUUUCCAUGUAAAUUUAAUUAUGUAUACGUUAUGUUUAUAUAUGUAUAUGCAAGAAAAUCAUAUAUUUGCGCAUAUAUGUAUUGUAAUUUAAUUACUGUUUUCUUUUGUCAACCUUAAUCGACAAAUUUAAUAAAAUGAUUUAUUUGUAAUUAGUUAUUAACAAUAAUUAAAAGCUGUCAACAAAGAAAUUGAAAUUUGAAUAAAACAUGGUCAUGUAAUAAACAUACAUACAAACAUACAUAUUUAAAAUGAAAACUGAAGAUUACUAACAUUAAUUUAUAAUUUGUGUCAUAGCCGUCAACUCAGCGUUAUAUCUAGAAUAAAUAAUAAAGAAAAUUGUGUUAAGCAAA